Molecule: messenger RNA, 267 nt
Organism: Colletotrichum graminicola M1.001
Lineage: Eukaryota; Fungi; Ascomycota; Sordariomycetes; Glomerellales; Glomerellaceae
Exons: 1
Coding region: 1-267 (88 amino acids)
Source: RefSeq, a predicted model, not a curated record
AUGGUUGGAACGUUGUUUACAACCCUUUCCAUGAUGGACACCAUGGGCUCUUUGCUUGCAGGCCCUCUCGUUGCUAAAACCUUCAGCUGGAGCAUGAGGCUUGACGGAAUUUGGAAAGGAAUGCCUGACGUCAUUUCCUUCGUUAUGUGUGGGUUGGCGUCACUGGCACUCUCUCGAGCAGGCUCGGGAAGCUUGCCCAGCAAGCACGUUGAUGACGAUGAGGAAAGCAGAUCUUUACUCGCCCGCGAGCAAUCUUCGGCAAAUUGA